AUGACUUCCCUGUCCGAAGACGAUCGCAGGACUAUUAAAGACUGUCCCUUGAAUGAUUCUCUCAAACAGUUACGAAAGUCACUCCUGGAAGUGGAAUCUCUUGAUGGGACCGAUGGCUUGCCUGAACUCAUCUACCAGAAGGCAGUGUCACGGCUGCUCUAUACUUUGCUAGGUACGGAAGCAGCUCUUGUUCUUCAGUCGAGGACUAGCAGUCGUGACGUCGCGUCGGAAAUGGUGCGUCUAGUUGAGCGUGUUCGAAACGGCGACUUCAGCUACACCCACUACCGUCCGCUAGUGAAGCUCAUCAUCCAAGAAGCGUCCGACUUCGACAUCUGGAGCGCUGUUCUUGAUCUCAUCAACAAGUCCUCCAGGGAGACCCCGUCAGCAAGUGUUCCCCCCACGUUUGACGGCACACCCAUUACCCAUUCUUCCGCCUCGCAACAAGGUGGUGAACAGACCCGGCGGCUAGUCGAGGCAAGAGUCUUUGAGGAGAUACGGGGCUGCACAUAUCGAAACGUCCAAGGCUUCUUUGAGAAAUACUUUGAGGGAAAGCACUGGACAGAUCGUGCCCGGGAUGUCUACAGCUCCGUAAAGGACCAAUAUGUCAAUCGCGAAUGGGCUAGUCUUCGCAACUCACCCAGCCAGGAUCAAGUGCUGAGCUGGCUGUUCAGACUGCAGGACAAUUUUCUCUCGAAGGAACGAUGUCAUUACUACACAAUUAACAUCCCAAAGGAACUUAGCGGCGGCGAGGCCCGGCGGCAGGUUGAUCUGAUUGUCAAACGAAAGAGCGGAAAACAAUCAGACACAGCACACGACUGGCGGGACAUUUGGGUGAUUGGUGAGCUUAAAGCAUCUAACAAUGAUGGCGUCAAAAAGACAUUGGUGCAGCUCGCCCGAUACGUGCGAGACGUGUUUGCCUGUCAGCCGACACGUCGGUACCUCCACGCGUUCACAAUCUGCGGCUCUUCAAUGACGACGUGGGUCUUUGACCGCUCAGGAUGCUACAGUCCGGGUAAGUUUAAUAUCCAUGAGCAGCCAGAACGAUUCAUACAGGUGGUUGCUGGUUAUACAAUGAUGAAUGAAGAGGACCUAGGUUUGGACACAUUCACAGAGCAUGACGACGAUCGUCGCUUUAUAUACAUCGGGCAGGAGGGGACCGAGAUGAAGCUGCAGAUGGAACCACAGUUUCUAACCCGUCAACGAGCCAUUGUCUGCCGUGGAACCUCCUGCUAUCUCACAAAAUUCCCAGACUCCAACGACUGGGAUCACGUUGCCAAAUUUUCUUGGACCUCUGACAGACGGAAGCCUGAAGCGGACCUUCUCACAUUGGCAAACCAACGAGGAGUCAAAGGAAUCGUCAGGUUGGUUGGCCAUCGGCCUAUCACCACUAUUAAGGAAAUGCGCUCAGGAAUGAUUUUCACGAAACCCUAUUCUUUCCGUGGCACACCCAGCACCCCGUCGUCCUGCUCACAAUCCUUUUCUCAGCCGCCCAGUGUCAGCUCCCGAUCAGUCAGCGACUUCCAUAGCCUAACCAUCGCAGAGAGUUCCGCAGAGCGUCCGAAGAAGCGCAAGUCAAUCCAUACUGGCCCGAUCUCAAAGCGAUCCAAGCCCAACAGCCAGCAAUCGGCCCCUCAGGAUGAGGUUUCUUACGACGUUGAAGAAGCUCAAGGGACUAGUCUGCUUGCUCCUAGCAACAGUCCAUAUGAUAACCGCAUUUUUCGCUGUCUCGUCAUAUUCCCGGCUGGCCGGCCGAUCCAUAAAUACAAGUCUCUGCUGGAACUUUUGGAAGCGCUCCGUGAUGCAAUCAAGGCACAUAGAUCCCUAUAUUUUGAAGGCAAAAUCCUUCACCGGGAUAUCUCUGAGAACAACAUCAUUAUAACUGAUUCCAAGAAGACUGGUUUUGCGGGGAUGUUGAUUGACAUGGACCUUGCUAAGGAGAUUGGCACCGAGCGAAGCGGCGCGCGAUAUCGCACUGGCACCAUGGAGUUUAUGGCUAUCGAGGUGCUGCUUAACACAGAUCAUACAUAUCGACAUGAUCUUGAGUCAUUCUUCUACGUUUUCCUCUAUCAGUGUGGUCGGCGCGGCUGGGAGUAUGUGAAUAGAUUGAAGAAUCAGCCCUCAGACACAAGGGCCAAGCGAGGUAAUAUGGACGCAAAUGGAUUUGAGGAUAUACUAAGAGAGUUUCCGCCGGAAUUGGACUCUGUCAAACCACUCUGCAAGGAGUUGCGGAGUCUUUUGUUUCCGAUACGUGGUGGCGCGAUUUUCACAGGUACACCAAAGGAUCCAGAGAUUCUGUAUGGGCCGAUCAUCAAUGCUUUUGACAAGGCUAUUGGUGGUAUCAAAGGGAAAGAAUAG
Messenger RNA from Nannizzia gypsea CBS 118893, 2355 nucleotides. Its product is annotated as FunK1 protein kinase. Lineage: Eukaryota; Fungi; Ascomycota; Eurotiomycetes; Onygenales; Arthrodermataceae. Gene Ontology annotation, molecular function: protein kinase activity. Bases 1 to 2355 code for a protein of 784 amino acids. Gene Ontology annotation, biological process: protein phosphorylation. The record is from RefSeq and is a predicted model, not a curated record. The transcript is spliced from 2 exons.